AUGUUUACAAAUUGUGACGAAAAAAUCAAUAUCUGUUAUAUGAAACAGUUAGAUUCAACAGCCUUACAGCUGUUAGUAAACUUUAUUUAUACCGGGGAAAUCACGGUAACUGAAAACAAUUUACAGAUACAAGAAGUGAAAGAGGCGUGUUGUGAUUUUUUACAGGCACAAAUGUGUCCUAAAAACUGCAUUGGUUUAAAUGCAUUAGCUGAUUUACAUAGCUGUGAGCAAUUGUUAACAAGUUCAGAAUUAUAUAUUCAACAGCACUUUUCAGACGUGGUAGACGGAAACGAAUUCCUAUAUCUGUCAUCCGGACAAAUGGUUAAGUUGAUCGCCAGUGAUGAAGUGAAAGUUCCAUCUGAAGAAAAAGUAUUUGAAAGUGUAAUUCGAUGGGUAAAACAUGAUUUAGGUUCCAGAAAAUGUAUUUUGCCACAAUUAAUGGAACAUGUACGUUUACCAUUAACAUCCAAAGAGUACAUAUUGAAAAAAGUUGUUGAGGAACCUCUUCUUGACAAUUUAAAAUUUACGUGAUUGAAGCAUUACAUUUUCAUUUGCUUAAGUCAGAUAAGCUUAUCACAAUUCCACAUAACAUCCGGGCUAAACCCAGAAAGCCCGGUGGUAUGGAUAAAGU
Acyrthosiphon pisum (pea aphid) is the source of this 631-nucleotide messenger RNA. Its product is annotated as kelch-like protein 2. The record is from RefSeq and is a predicted model, not a curated record. Bases 1 to 531 code for a protein of 176 amino acids. NCBI's taxonomy places the organism in Eukaryota, Metazoa, Arthropoda, Insecta, Hemiptera, Aphididae. Gene Ontology annotation, molecular function: protein binding. The transcript has 5 exons.